UCCGAACCUCGGCACGCGCGCCAAGCACCGACGGCUGAUCAGAUGCAGAUGACCGCCUGGUCUAUAUAGUCCCAAUCCGCCCGUCCGAGUUUCGUGGUGUCUGCUUGCAAUGAGUGACGCAGGAUACAGCAGACACUAUGGCAGACCCCGACGUUAGAACUGAGCCAGCUCCGAAUGAGCGCGCACCAUCAUCAUCAUCAUCACCACCACAAGAUGAGGGGAAAUCGCCGACCUCAGAUCCAACGCGGGGAUCCUCACCACCACCACAGCCCAAACCAACACCACACUCAGCUUCCUCUCUCCUCCAUGCUCGUCGUCAGCUGCUGGCAGCCCUUCGAGCAACCGAUACCACCAUCGAGCGACUGGACAAACUCACCACCACAGCAGCCGGCACCGAACGCGUCCUCGCCGUAACAGGCUACCUCUCGCACGCGCUGCACCAUCUCCUCGCCUCAGCGCCCUGGCUCGCCCUCCAAACCCGCCUAAGCCUCCUCGCCCGACUCCGCCGCCAGCAGCGCCAUCUCGCCCAACCCUCGCCCUCCAAACUUGGCUCCCCUCUACCACCACCACCCUCUCCCACAACCCCCAACCCGAAACCCCCAUUACUAGCCCUCUCCGCCCUCAUGUCCGAAACCCGAUACACCCUGCGCCUCCUCGGCCUCCUCCCCCUCUGGACCUGGGGCACCGCAACCCUGCGCUCCCCGCCCAAAGACCGAACACUCUACAUCCUGACCCUCCUCCAGGUUUUGGUCAAUAUCAUCUACCAAAUCCUCGAGAACGGAAGCUACCUCGCCGCGAAGGGCAUCCUGAGCCGCCGCUUCAUCGACCGGUGGGGCGGCAUCGUGCAGUGGGAUCUGUGGAGCACGCGCGCGUGGUUCGGGCAUAUCUUCUUGCAGUUCUUUGUGCUGGCGCGGGAGCGGAGGCUUCGGUUGCGGCGGGAGAAGCAGAAGGAGGGACUCGAUGAGGGGGGAGGGGCAGCGGAUGCAGAUGCACAUGCACAUGCAAAGGAGAUCCGCGCGUGGCGGAAGAGUCUCGUGAACAAUGUGUGUUGGGCGCCGUUGUGCUUGCAUUGGUGCUUCGAGAAGGGGAUUGGGUUCCCGGAGCAGUUGACCGGGUUGGUGAGUUUUAUGGCGGGCGCGUGGGAGGUUUGGGAUUCGUGGGGGGGUACUGCUACUAAGUAAUCUGAGUCUAGAUGGUCGGGGUAGAGUCUUACACGUUCUCUUCUCGCUUUGCUACGGAUUAGACCAUAGAAGUCAUGGAUAUGCGUAUUCAUUGAGUUGGUCAUGCUAGAUGCCUAAAUACAGGAUCCAAGCUAACACACCAAAUACCAAAUCCAAUUUCCAGCUAGAGCUAGAUGCUCGGUUCUUGUGGCCUCGAAAGCGGAUAGAUCAUGAGACAAAGGAAAAAAAGUGCAAGCAAC
Molecule: messenger RNA, 1420 nt
Organism: Aspergillus japonicus CBS 114.51
Lineage: Eukaryota; Fungi; Ascomycota; Eurotiomycetes; Eurotiales; Aspergillaceae
Exons: 2
Coding region: 138-1181 (347 amino acids)
Biological process (GO): peroxisome fission
Cellular component (GO): peroxisomal membrane
Source: RefSeq, a predicted model, not a curated record